This is a messenger RNA of Trametes versicolor FP-101664 SS1, 342 nucleotides long. RefSeq lists its product as uncharacterized. The transcript has a single exon. Lineage: Eukaryota; Fungi; Basidiomycota; Agaricomycetes; Polyporales; Polyporaceae. The record is from RefSeq and is a predicted model, not a curated record. The annotation marks the transcript as partial.
UUCCUGACCGCUGGUCGGAUUACCCCGGCCGCCCUGUUCUCUUGGGAGGCCGGGUGUCGCCAGUACUUCCGGCACAAGCCCGUCGAACCGGCUAACCAUGUGAGCUUUGCCUCUGGAGGUUUCCAGGACCCUCGGGUCAUGGACUGGUGGCUCACCAACACCGCCGUCCUCGAGGAACUGUCCUUUGCAGACUUCAUGACCAAGCUGCGCGAACACUGGCUUCCUGCGACCUGGGCAAACGACAUCGUCACAUCCAUGUUCGCCUCGAAACAUCGUGAAGAAGACCCCCUCGACGUCUGGAUCACCAGUCUCGAGAAGCAGAACGCGUACCUACGUGGCACC